This is a messenger RNA of Amborella trichopoda, 450 nucleotides long. Its product is annotated as shewanella-like protein phosphatase 2. The record is from RefSeq and is a predicted model, not a curated record. Gene Ontology annotation, molecular function: hydrolase activity. NCBI's taxonomy places the organism in Eukaryota, Viridiplantae, Streptophyta, Magnoliopsida, Amborellales, Amborellaceae.
AUGGACCCCAUUUGCCAAGACGUGCCCCUCUGCCUCUCUAACUUCAUGGACACAUUUGUCGACUUCACAGUAAGUGGACUCUUUCUCUCUCCUGAGAAAACACAACAACAACAAAACUCCACAUACCCAUCUCUACCUCGCUUGCUAGCAGGGGACCUCCAUGGCUAUCUCGAAAAGGCCAAACAAGCUUUGAAAAUGGCUAAAAUCUUCGAUGAAAAUGAUCACUCGAUUGCAAGUGGCUCCAUGAUUAUGAAGCUCGGUGAUAUCCUUGACAAAGGAGGAGAAGAGCUCAAGCUCCUUUAUUUCUUAGAAAAACUCAAGCAAGAUGCAGAGAAAUCAAAUAGGAAGCUCUUGAUUUUACAAGGAAACCAUGAAAGCCUGAAUAUACAAGGGGAUUUUAAGUAUGUUAUAAAAGUUGGCCCUGAGGAAUUCAACUAUUGGGGUGACUAG